Drechmeria coniospora is the source of this 2112-nucleotide messenger RNA. RefSeq lists its product as uncharacterized. Bases 1 to 2112 code for a protein of 703 amino acids. The record is from RefSeq and is a predicted model, not a curated record. The transcript has 3 exons. Gene Ontology annotation, biological process: adenylate cyclase-activating G protein-coupled receptor signaling pathway. Gene Ontology annotation, cellular component: plasma membrane. Gene Ontology annotation, molecular function: G protein-coupled receptor activity. NCBI's taxonomy places the organism in Eukaryota, Fungi, Ascomycota, Sordariomycetes, Hypocreales, Ophiocordycipitaceae.
AUGGAGCCGUGCUCCGUACUUGACCUUGAGGCACUUUGGCCAGUGGUCAAUUCAGGCCACCUCGAAGGGAUGCCUCCGACAAUGGCUCCGUCAAACCUGGAACGCGCGCCGGUCAACAUGCGAUCUGAGCGACAUUCGGAUGAAUCUGGCCGCCCAAAGCCAGGAAGCAGAGAUAGGCACGUCCUCUGCGCGCAAGCCCGCGGUUGGGCUGUCAACGCUUACCUGCCGGCGUUCCGGCGCUCCUUUGCCAUGCCCGACUGGAGAGCAUCGUGGAAGGGCGAACGGCAACCGGAUGAUGGCCUUGCUUUCUCGCCGAGCCAGUUGCAAAUACUGAGAAUCAUGUCCCUCGUCAUGGCCUCCUUUAGCAUCAUCUCGACCAUGCUAGCGACAUUUUGGUUCUUCAGAGCGAGGCGGACUCUUCGACGCGAGUGCGUGCCCCCCCCCCACCCUCCCUCCCACGUCAGCUCCGUCCUCAUCGCCAUCUGCAUCGCCGCCCCCCUUCCCUUGCCUUGCUCAUUCAGGUUCCGGGGCCUCAUCCUUCUCCUCAUCCAAAGCGACCUUCUCAAGGCGACCUCCUGCGUCGUCUUCCCUGCCGUCGAGCUUUCUCGGGGAACCGUCACCCCGGCGUCACCCAUAUGCCAGCUCUCGGGUUUCUUCCUCACCCUCGGCAUUGAGGCCUGCGACAUGGCCGUCGCCCUCGUCGCCCUGCACACGGCCCUGUUCGUAUUCUGCGGCAGAAACGGCCUCUUUCCCUACCGGCGCAUCGCCUAUGCCACCUUUGUCUUCCUGCCCUUGCUGCUCACCUCGCUCGCCUUUGUCAACAAGCCUGCCUUUGCCAAGGCCGGUCCGUUCUGCUACCUUCCCGCGAUGCCGAGGUGGCCCCGACGAGUGCUCAGCUGGGGUCCUCGGUACGCGAUUCUCGUCACCGUUUGUGCCGCGUACCUGUCGACGUACAUCUACGUCAAGCUUCUCAUGAGGCGGUACCGAGAGCAGGGCGCCGCGAUGCCGGGCCGUCUGCCGAUCGUCGACGGACAAGCUGGGCCACGGGACCCUUUGUUCCCACCCACGGCGGUGCCUCUGGUGUGUCAUGGCCUGGUUGCGACAUCAGCCGAGGAGGUCUCGGAGCAGUCACCGUCGAGGGCGGCGGCACCGUCCGCCGGCAGGACGGAACGACAGGUCCCAUCUGCCGCCCCCGAGGGCUGCGUCGAGUGGGACGUGCCCAAGGCAGGCUUCGACCUGGCCGGGUCGGUAGCAAACCAUCGAGACGACGGAUCGAAUUCACAUUCGUGCCCUUCCCACGCCCACACGUCGGACUCGCAUCCAAGACCGUCGACGUUGCCGAUCUCGCGGGUCGGUGGCCACUCAUUCUCAUGUCAAAGUCCUGAAACGCAAGCGCAGGCGGAGGCGAAAAGCUGUCGAUGCUGCUGCUCUGUUGCCGUGACCGCCAGGGUCAUGGCGACGCGACCUUCUACGCCACCUCGCCACGUCAUUUCGCCGAACCAUCAACCGCACGGCACGCAAGUUCCCACCAUCCCCUUCCUCUCGCCCAUCGCCACAGACAUUGCCAAGACGAGAAAGCAGGUCCACCGACGGCUGCGGCAGCUCUUCGUCUACCCAAUCCUGUACGCCGUCGUCUGGCUCAUGCCCUUGGUCGCGCACCUCGUCGACGGAGACGGGACCGAGCCAUCGUUUGGCCUCGUCCUCGCCAGCCUCGCCAGUCUCUGCUCCCAAGGGGUCGCCGACGUCCUCGUCCUCUCCACCGUCGAGAAGCCGUGGAGACAGCCGCGUCGGGACAGCUGGUCGCCUUUGUUCCGCUCGCCUUUCUUUCGCCGCUUUACCCUCUCGCCUGCGAGCAUCACGAGGGCCAACGUCGGACGGACGCGCGAGGAGAUGCUCGUCGACGGCAUGACGGCGAGGCGCCGACGAGACGUCGAGUUUGCCGAGAGGCCCCGGAGACGUCGAGCCGCUUCCACGAGCUCGCCCCCCAGCUGGUGGGAUAUUUUGCUCGACGGCGUGGGCGACGAGGGAAACGGGACGAGCCCGGAGCUGGGCAUCGCGGGGGAGGAUGGCGUCGCAGUGCAGCGGGCUCACGUCAGUGGACACGGCAGUUGA